AUGUUAAAUGGGAAGAUUAAUGUCUAAAUGAAUCAUAAUUAUUUCGUUGACUUAAUUACAAAGGCUAAUCAAACUGUGAGAUCAUUGAAUUCAAAAUUCCAAAAGAAACAAAUGAGAGAUAAAAUGGACAAGGAGUACUUUAACGUUUUGAAUGGCAAAAUCAACUUCCAAAUUAAUGAUAAAGAAUACAUAGAUUUGAUUGCAACAAAAGCUAAUUACACUGUCAGACCAUUAACAUUAAGGUUGAGAAUGCAGUAGAUGAAAGCAAAAAUGGAUGAGGAAAUUAAUAUUUCCAAAUUGAAACACGAGAACAUCUAAUAAUAAUAAAAUUUAGAUGACUACUAUAAAAAUAUAUUCUUUUUGCACAAAAAGCGAAAAAACAAAUUCAUCAAUAAAACAAUGGUAAAUCAAGGAGAAACAAGAAGUCCUCUAACUUAAAGGAACUUUACUCAAUCUUCCCCUUAGAGAUAAACAUAAUAGUUCAAUAAAACCAUGUUGCCUUCUUCCCCGCUGAUUCAAUCAAAUAAGAUUAAGGUACAACAAUAUCAAGAUUACCUCAAACUCAAUCAUUAAAUCAGUUAACAUUAGGGAUAAUUAAAUGUAUAGAUCUUGAAUCUCUUGGAAUAAAAAGUGUAAGCAAUUAGUUAAAUUAGUCACAUAGCCAAAUCGCUGAAAUAGUCAUGCACUAAGUCUGGAGUCGAUUCCUAUGAGCAAGCAUUAAAAACAAUCCAAGUCCUCAAACAAAAUAUAAAUUAAUAGGUCAUAAAGGAAUGUAAUUCCAUUUAUGAAGAAAAAUAGAACCAUAAGUUGAACAUUCUUGAAAAAACUUAUACUUAUUUUUUAAGGGUUAUGGACGUAAUUUAAUAGAUGGAUGAUUAAAUAUACUAAUAUAUGUUGAACUAUAAAUCCAAAAACCCAGUGCAUGAUCACAACUCUAUUCUUGAAGAUAUAAAUUAGAUGAGAGAUGAUGCAUAUAACGAAAAAGUUCGAACUUUCAGUAAAUAUCACGAUAUAGAUCAGGAAAAGAAAAGGGAUAGAUAGAAACUCAACAAAGUUAAGGCAUAUUUUUGA
Molecule: messenger RNA, 1071 nt
Organism: Paramecium tetraurelia
Lineage: Eukaryota; Ciliophora; Oligohymenophorea; Peniculida; Parameciidae
Exons: 3
Source: RefSeq, a predicted model, not a curated record